AUGUCGAUCGAGGAGUUGAAGAUUCGUAACGAGCUGGAGAACGACGUUGAACAAGACUUGGAGGAAGAAAUCAAGGAUGGAAUUUACCAUCUUGCUCUGAGAUUGCAUAGGCUUUAUGAGCACCAGAAAGAAAGACAUACUAAUACAGAAACCAACCCUAAAUCUACAAGAAAAAUGCUGUCUGAAGUUAACAUAAGCAUUAAAAUGGAAGGAGGAACCCCCAUUCAAAUAAAGGAAAUUAAAAAACAAGCAAAUAUUCAAGAAAAAACACCUCCAAAUCCAAUGACUGCUACACCGGCAAAUAAUAAGAAGUUUGAUUGGGAAAAGACACUUCGAUCAAAUCGAGCUCACCCUCCAUCCAUUAAAAGUAAUAAAACUGAAAAUAAACGCGUUAGCCAUUUGAGGAUGAAGCCUCAGAAUAUUGGCAAAAUCAAUAUUUCAAAUGCUACAAGGCAGAGGAAAGUGGACACGGGAGCCAAAACUGCGCUGCUGGAGCUAGGAUGGAAACCUUAG
Molecule: messenger RNA, 513 nt
Organism: Fraxinus pennsylvanica
Lineage: Eukaryota; Viridiplantae; Streptophyta; Magnoliopsida; Lamiales; Oleaceae
Source: the annotation of a GenBank genome assembly